This is a messenger RNA of Pseudoliparis swirei, 1399 nucleotides long. RefSeq lists its product as uncharacterized. Lineage: Eukaryota; Metazoa; Chordata; Actinopteri; Perciformes; Liparidae. The transcript has 7 exons. The record is from RefSeq and is a predicted model, not a curated record. The coding region runs from base 270 to 1091 and encodes 273 amino acids.
AUCUUUGGAGUUUCAGCUGUACCGAUACGACGUUGAGCUCCGGUUUACUUACCGGCAGGAGACUGUGAUGUUUACCGAGAGUCGCAACGUGAAUAAAGAAGAUUGUUCAAAUUCAAGAUAUCUCUGAAUAAAAGUCCAGCAACUGAACUUCACAAUCUGACUCAUCAGCACGACCAAAGUUACUGUGGACAAAAGCUUUGAAAACCUUCGUAACUGAAGUGACUGACAUCUGUUGGCAGCUUGCGGCAGGUGUAUUCCACAUACACCGGAUGAUGGGUUUCUGGCACCCGGUGACCAACCUCCGAGAUUAUGUAUCCCAGAAUCCUCCAGGGGUUACAUUUUUCCUGUGUCUGUUGACUCUGGCGAUCUCCUUUAUCUGCCUCAGCUCUUACAGCUACAGACACACUCUGCCUAACCCUGACACAGUAGAGGACUGGAACCAUCUCCUGUCCUCAUUAUCUCAGUUCCAGCUGUGUGUGAAAGACAACACAAGUUCAUCUGAGCUGCCAGUCGCCUCUGCUCUGAUGGAUAGAGACACUUCGGUUAACUCUACAAAGAGUCCCUCUCUCACCACUCUGCGCCUCAUGGUUCCUCUGGCUGUGACUUCUAACUCAAACAGUGGCUCCCUGAAGUACCUUGGUUUACACACUGCCUUGAGAGCCAGUCAAUUACAUCUUGGAGGCAAUGAAAUCGUUAACAUGACUCUAGAGUUUUUGUCUGGAAAUGAUACCUACACCUGUCUCACCAUAAGUGCUCCAGUGCACCUGCUGCCCAUGAGUCUACUUCCGCCAGAGUGCCCUGUAUUUGAGAAAACUAUUUUACCCAUCUAUGUGGAAGCGGUCAACCAGCUGCCUCCAGCAUCACACACCUGCUACAGUCUACACUCCACGAAGGACCAGACACUCACUGUCAUGUUAACACAGGAGGAGCAGAGCGUGGCGGUGCGACAUCUGUUGGAAGUCAGUGCGUGUCUCCUCGGAGUUUGCUUGAUGCUCUGUGUAGCUGCUAGUAUGACACAGUCGCUAAUACACCGCUACCAUUGGAAUGAGAUGGAUCUGCAAAAUGCUAAAGAGCUCUUGCUGGACACCUGAAGAUCUUUCAUCUGCUGCGUCUGAAAGAAAUGCGUUGGUGGUGGAGAGAGAAGUGUGAUUUGUGUCUUUCCUUUUAAAGAGGCACCCCACCCAUCUUGCAUAACAAACACGUUUACACAUCCUGGGGACUAAGUCCUACUCGGCCUGACGGCUUCUGUUUCUCUGGAGGCAGCUUGUUGUCGUCUGAGAAAUUAACCCUGUUAAUGGCAUUCGGGUUAUCUGCUUGGGUUUGAAGAUAUUUAUGUAGCAUCCGGCAAAGUGAAGAUAUUUCAGCUUUUUACGAAUAAAUUCUGAACAUUUGUGUCUCA